AUGGCGGCUACAUCUGGAACGGGCUCAGUUCCGGCACCGAGCGCCAUGCAGCAGACGGAGGAUGUCUCGAUCGCCCAGAGGAUGGUUUCGGCCACCAUCGGCAGUUUCCUCACGAAUAUUCUAGUUACACCUCUUGAUGUCGUUCGAGUUCGUCUACAGUCUCAGUCGCUGGUCAAAAACACAUCGCCCUUCAACUCACACACACUGCAAACCCUGAAGAACGCUCCCCCCAAUCUUGGAGUAACAGCUUGCUGUCGAGAAGUUUUUUGGAUUGGCCAAAAUUCUCAGAUAUGUAUGGUCGGACCUGAGGCCGGGGCUUUGGGGGCUACAUCGGUGGCGGAUUGCGCCGUGGAAGAAACGCAGCGCAAGACGUUUACAUCGACCUUGGACGGAUUGCGGAAGAUCGCACGGAAUGAGGGUGUGCUCACCCUCUGGCGCGGGCUUAGUCCUACGUUGAUGAUGAGCAUUCCAGGGAACAUCAUCUACUUCGCUGGAUACGACUGGCUGCGGACCGAUGACAGGAGCCUGAUCAAGCGGUGGUUUCCUGACGCCUACGCUCCUUUCGUUGCAGGCUCCGUUGCCAGAACCACAGCAGCAUCUCUAAUCAGUCCCAUCGAGAUGUUCCGAACACGUCUGCAAGCUACUCCUGGCACUGGGGCGGGUCAUUUCAAGGCUACCCUAGAGGGUCUUUACCAUAUGGCUCAAACGCAAGGUUACAGUUCGCUAUGGAGAGGGUUGACGCUUACCAUGUGGCGUGAUGUGCCCUUCUCUGGUCUCUAUUGGUGGUGCUAUGAAGAGGUCAAGAAAUAUCUCGUUGAAACGCGCAAGAGAUCCUACUUGCACGGCCUGCCACACGGGUCCUCUGCCAGCCAGCACCAUCUACACGACCUCGAUACGCCGACCUUCUUUGACAGCUUCUUCGCGGGCGCUAGCUCUGGAUCCUUGGCCGCAUUUGUCACUACUCCGUUUGACGUGGGCAAGACUCGCCAACAAGUUUUCCGACACAUGGGUGAUGUGCCAGGCUCCGCGGGCAAUGUUCCCGGCGGAGUCCUUCAUCCCGAACAGCUUCCCCUACCGAAAUUCCUGCUACACAUUUUCCGUGAGGAGGGUAUGGCAGGACUUUUCCGCGGAUGUGUUGCACGCUGCUUGAAGGUAGCACCAGCUUGCGCCAUUAUGAUCUCAACGUACGAGUUCGGCAAGAAGAUGGCACGGGGCGUCAACGAGAGGAGUCGCUCUGCAGAUGAGUGA
This is a messenger RNA of Aspergillus niger, 1248 nucleotides long. RefSeq lists its product as uncharacterized. Gene Ontology annotation, biological process: mitochondrial transmembrane transport. The record is from RefSeq and is a predicted model, not a curated record. The transcript is spliced from 2 exons. The coding region runs from base 1 to 1248 and encodes 415 amino acids. NCBI's taxonomy places the organism in Eukaryota, Fungi, Ascomycota, Eurotiomycetes, Eurotiales, Aspergillaceae.